Molecule: messenger RNA, 909 nt
Organism: Salvia splendens (bonfire salvia)
Lineage: Eukaryota; Viridiplantae; Streptophyta; Magnoliopsida; Lamiales; Lamiaceae
Product: protein FAR1-RELATED SEQUENCE 5-like
Exons: 3
Coding region: 1-909 (302 amino acids)
Source: RefSeq, a predicted model, not a curated record
AUGCCAAUCAAUCAGACACCCAUGUCAGACGUUGCACCUAUACAAGACUAUCCUGUCGAGAUGCCAAUCAAUCAUACACCGUCAUCUCCGGAAGACAUAUCCUUCGAUGCUUCAUCACCCAUAACUGACGACAUAGUUGAGUCUGAAGGAACACACACGCCAGUUUGCUCUGACGAAAUUAAACCAUUUAUUGGCCAAAGAUUUCUCAAAUUGGAAGACGCUACUGAGUUUUACAACAAUUAUGCUCGAUUUGGUGGAUUUGAUUCACGUAGAAACGGUUCUAAAAAGUCAGGUGAUGUGUUCACUUGGCUUUAUAUGGUAUGCUCGAGAGAAUGCGAAAGGAAAAUUAAUGAGGAAGGUUUCACUCCAAAACGCAAACGGUCUACGAAGAAGUGCAGUUGUCCGGCAAGGAUUUCCUUCAAAUUUGCUGGUUCGUUGGGUUAUGUUGUUAAUGAUUUCGUAGAAGGACAUAACCAUGAGAUGGUUCAAGCUGAACAUAAGCACUUCAUGAGGUUGAAUCGUUCGUUGGAUUUAGUGCAUCAAAAAUUUAUAAUUGAUUGUGCCAAUGCAAAUAUUGGGCCUACACUUAGUUAUAGAUUAUUGAAGGAGCUGCUCGGUGGAUACGAAUCAGUUGGAUGUACUGUUGGUGAAGUUAGGAAUUUCACGCGUGAUGUCAGAAGGUAUGCCGACGGAUUUGAUGUUCAAAUGUUACUAAAUGAAAUGCAGAAAAAGAAAGAUAAUUGUGAGGGAUUUACGUUUGAAUACGAAAAAGAUUCUGGAGAAAGACUCACGCGACUAUUUUGGUGUGAUGCUUAUUCGAAGAUGAGUUAUCACAUGUUUGGUGAUAUCGUCGCUUUUGAUACAACAUAUUCGACUAACAGGAGUAAUGAUUGCAACUUUCUAAUGUAA